CGGGGCGGGGCAAGUUUGUUUCCAGAGUUCGGGGACCAGGAACCCACGCGGUUGCUGCGCAGGUGCCCUCCGACUUGGUCGGGAUGGAGCUGCCCGCCGUGAACCUGAAGGCGAUCCUCCUGGUUCACUGGCUGCUGACCAUCUGGGGCUGCAUUGUGUUCCCAGGCCCCUAUGCCUGGGCCAACUUCACCAUCCUGGCCUUGGGCGUGUGGGCCGUGGCGCAGCGGGACUCCGUCGACGCCAUAAGUAUGUUUCUGGGUGGCCUGGUGGUCACCAUCUUCCUGGACAUCGUCCACAUCAGCAUCUUCUACCCGAGGGCCGGCCUCUCGGACACGGGGCGCUUCAGCGCAGGCAUGGCCAUCCUCAGCCUGCUCCUCAAGCCGUUCUCCUGCUGCCUCGUCUACCACAUGUACCGGGAGCGCGGGGGUGAGCUCCUGCUCCACCUGGGUUUCCUCGUGCCUUCGCAGGAGCGCAGCGCCUACCAGACCAUCGACUCAGAGGUGCCUGCCGACCUGGAGAGCAGGCCUCAAGGCCCCCAAGGAUACUGAAGCCAGCCAAGUCCAGGAGCCAGCUUGACAGAUCUCCAGGGAGGCGCAGGCGGCAUCACCCUCUUUGUACCUCGGGUGUCAUUUGUGUCUUGGAUGGCCCCCCUUUCUUAGAACUAACGUGGGAACGAACCCGGUUUCCCAGCUCAGGGGUUGCCUGAAUCAAGUGCCCUGAGAGGCCAGGAGCCCCCGCCCCGGCACACCUGUCCCAGACUCCCCGAGGCCUCUCCUCACUCCAGGAAUCAUGCUGGGCCCAGUCUGGGAACUGUGGUUGCUUUUGUCACCUCCGCCCUAAGUGGCUCCGUGAAGGCCCCAGGCCAAGCUGUGCCUAAGCCCUCAGGCCUCCAAGGGCUUCAGCUCAGGUUCAGGCCCCAGGGAAAGCUUCUCACUGCCUGGUCACUUGGUGCCUGGGGACCCUGGGGCUGGAGGCAGGAGGUGUCUGCAGCCUUUGAGACCCACCGCGGCCUCCAGCUGCCUUUCUCAGAGCCAUGGCAUUAAAGUUCGGGGAAUUCUGUA
Messenger RNA from Phacochoerus africanus (Common warthog), 1061 nucleotides. RefSeq names its product angiotensin II receptor associated protein (gene AGTRAP). The transcript is spliced from 5 exons. Gene Ontology annotation, biological process: angiotensin-activated signaling pathway; regulation of blood pressure. The record is from RefSeq and is a predicted model, not a curated record. Bases 84 to 548 code for a protein of 154 amino acids. Gene Ontology annotation, cellular component: plasma membrane. Lineage: Eukaryota; Metazoa; Chordata; Mammalia; Artiodactyla; Suidae.